This is a messenger RNA of Hemicordylus capensis (graceful crag lizard), 2522 nucleotides long. RefSeq names its product thioredoxin domain-containing protein 2-like. The transcript has 6 exons. The record is from RefSeq and is a predicted model, not a curated record. NCBI's taxonomy places the organism in Eukaryota, Metazoa, Chordata, Lepidosauria, Squamata, Cordylidae. Bases 30 to 662 code for a protein of 210 amino acids.
CACUGUGCAGCAAGAAUUCUCAACUGGAUAUGGCUGCCAUACAAAAAAUCCAUUGUUCACAAGUGCUGCCGCGGAUCCAAUUUCCAUCUCGAUCGGCACCUAGUACUGCCAUUGAAAGAAAGUCUGAGCUCCCGCCCGAUCGGAUGGGGGGAUGCCUGCGCAAGCGCUGCAGGUUUCCUUGGUCCAGAGACCAGAGCGCCUGCGCCGAAAUGUCCGCUGGAGUCAUGCCUGCCAUACAUAAGACGAUGGGGGAAGGCGGCGCUAAAGAGAACGCUUCUUCAGCAGCAGGCAGCGAGCUAGAUCCGGAGACGAGUGGCAGGGGUGAACCCAGAGAAGCUGCAGAGAUGGUGAAAACCGUAACAUGUCUGGCUGAAUUCAACUCCGAAUUGGCAUCUGCCAGUGAAAAGCUGGUCGUGGUUGACUUUUCUGCUACAUGGUGUGGGCCGUGCAAAAUGAUCAAGCCUUUUUACCGUUCUCUUUCUGAAAAAUAUUCAGAUGUAGUCUUCCUUGAAGUUGAUGUGGAUGAGGCUCAGGACGUUGCUUCACACUACGACGUGAAGUGCAUGCCAACAUUCCAGUUCUUCAAGAACAAUGAAAAGGUGCAUGAAUUCUCUGGUGCAAACAAAGAGAAGCUGGAAGAAACCAUCAAGAAGCUAAAGUAACCAUAGACUGCUUAUUCAUGAAGUACUGACUGUUAAAUUAUAGCCUUUUCUACAUAACACUGAUCAAAUUAGAAUAUGUUUCCAAAUACACUUUGACCCUUCAGACUAUUAAUGAAAACAAUAAAAAUGUAUAAACGAUGUCAUAAUCUUGCAUCAGUUCAUUGUGUGGCAAUGUUGAGAUCUGGCUACCAUAGCAGUAAUUCCAUUGUGGCCUCUGGGGUAGGUGGGCUGGCUGCAUUCUUUGACUCUUCUACAUGUCAGUUCUACAUAUAAACUAUCGAGAUAGAUAUCUUGGCUCUUCAGCUGUUGAACUGCAACUCCCAUCAUCCCCAACCACAGUGAAUUUACUGGACAUAUUAGUAAGCAAAUUACUAUUUUAUACUGCCCCAAACUUGUCCUUUGGGUGGUUUACAACAGCACCUAGACAAAGCAGAAAUUAAAAUCAAACAGUUUAAACUACAAUUCUGUUUAACACCUUGAGUGAAUAAAUGCAUUGAGUCUCUCAGAGCUGUCACAGAAGCUCUUAUUUCGGCACAGAGCACAGCCUUGGUGGCAAAUUCCAAAGCACGGGUGGGGAGGGUUGAGGCAGCAACAGAAGGCCUGUUCCUUGGAGCCACUAGAUGAGCUGGUGUCAUUUGCAGAUAGAUGUCUCUGGAUGAUUUCAGUGAGCAGUGGGGCUCACAGCAGAGAUGUUCUGUGGCUGAAACAGCUUGUCUUGGGGCUGCAAACAGCACCCCUCUAUGCAAUUUGGAGUUGCCGGCUUGCAACCUCUGUGUGGAUACCUGAGCUCAUGGGAUCGUGAACUCUGCACAUGCCCAUAUUUGGCAAACCAUGCAAUUUGGUUGCUUGGCACAAGCAAACACGGGGCAGCACUGCCCAAGGUCAGCAUAAUAAAUGACUGUAGGGAGGUCCACCCCCACCCCACCCCCCCGCAACACACACCCCUGGCCUCUUCAGUAAAAAUGAGGAAGCUAGCAAGCAGACUUGUCCAAAGAGACCUUCACAAAAGAAAUGGCUAACUCCCUUUGCAAUUGAAUUAGCCUCACUAGUCACUUCCAGAUAGGCAUAGGACACCCCCAGUCUCCUAUCACAACAUUAAUGAGCUGGCCAGGACCCAGAGGUAGGAUCAUUAACAGGAAAAGAAAACCAAUCUCUCUCCCAGGAAGAGAGAUCCCAGUCUCGGGUAAAGCUUUUGAGUUCCCCCCAAUCAGUACUCCACGCACACCUCUCAGCUGGCCAUUCCAGCUUCUGUUUCUUCAAGAUCACACCCACUUGAUUAGUCCAAACAAAAAUGAACUUCUUUGUUACAUGUGAGUUUCAGCUCCUGCAGUUAGGGCACUUGACUUAUGCCCUGGGGCAUGAAUUUGCCUACUUGUACUCCUGGCCCAAGCACAUGGUUAGGAAAGGAAAUCACGGGGGAGAACUCUGAACACCCAGAGAACUAUCAGAACCUGCCUUGCACCCAAGGAGAAAGGACUCUGCUCCCACACUUAUACGGACCUGUACCACACUGGUUCUUCAGCCCACAAGUGGUCCCACUGCUCCACUUGCUGCUUCUCUUUCCUGCCUUUCUACUUUGCCCGUGAGGAUUUACCUGUGCACUCCAACCUGUAAGUGCAUCCAAUGCACCGGGAUAGGUAAUACUCUAUAUGCCUUUAAAUCUAGCUCCCCUUCUCUCCUCAAGUCUACAUCUUGGUCCUUUCUCAAGUAAAGCCUUAAGGCUAAUUCAUUGACAAUUCGGACCCUAAGCUUAAACACCUCUAUGUGAGACUCUAGUUAAUAUUGUUAAGACUUUAUUGCUGCCUCACCUUUUAUUUUCCUGUACCCUGAUUAUCGCUGAAUAAAUCUGAUUGUACCAUA